Centruroides sculpturatus (bark scorpion) is the source of this 2258-nucleotide messenger RNA. RefSeq names its product solute carrier family 41 member 1-like. Gene Ontology annotation, cellular component: plasma membrane. Lineage: Eukaryota; Metazoa; Arthropoda; Arachnida; Scorpiones; Buthidae. Gene Ontology annotation, molecular function: monoatomic cation transmembrane transporter activity. The transcript is spliced from 12 exons. Gene Ontology annotation, biological process: monoatomic cation transport. The record is from RefSeq and is a predicted model, not a curated record.
UUUAGGACAAGAGAAACUAGAAUGACGAGUUCAUUGUUUACUAAAUUAUAAUGCUAGAACCGGUAUGAUCUUCCUUAUAAAUAAAUGGAAAAUAGACAUAAAAGCGUAUCAAUAACCCAAUGGUUGUAUGUGACAAGUCUAGUAAAAUUACAAUACUAUAUGUCUUGUAUUGUUUAAAAAAGAGCGCUAGUGUUACUCGUGCGUUCUAUUUAAGUGCUAAUGCUUUAUUAUUCCGAUCUAUUUUUCCACGGUUACUAUUAAAAGGUAAUUUAAUGCGUAUGUAACAUCUAGAUGUUAAAUGAGAGUCAUAGCGGAAGUUCAUUUAUCGCGGUAGAGCGUGCGCAUUAGUAGUUUGUAUUUCGGAUCGAGAAUUACAACUCGCUUAUCUUAUCGGUCUGUGAUCAUAAUUCAUUCGUAACAUCUGUCAAAAGCAGGAGCAUUACUAAUAUUUAUAAUUUGUUUUUGAACUCCUCCCAUUCCUCAUCUAAUAUCAAUAUUUUUGUGGACUAAUUUCAAAAUGGAAUCAAAUAUUUGGAUAAGAAAAUGGCAAACACUGAUACAUCUGAUUCAGAAGAAUAUGUAUCAUUAAGAAAACGAAAAAUGGUACCCAGAGCUAAUAUUUCUUCAGAAAACCCUUCUUUUGUAUACAAAGAUAUUGUUUAUCCAGAUACUAUUAGCAGGGUUAAUGAUGACAAUUGGUCUGAUGGCAUAGAAUUAAAUUCUUUAUCCAACAGUGUGUCUUUGGAUAAAUUAAAUCAUAAAGAGAAACAUUUAUCUCUAAAUUAUGAAGAUAAGAAAGACCAUGAAAGUGAAGACAAUGAAUUUGAUCACAAACCUCUCCUAAAAAAGGAAGGAACUGUAGAUGUUGAAAUAAAAUCAAGUGGAGAAGAAUCAUUAUGGAGUAUUGCCUUUCAAGUGUUCAUACCUUUUCUAAUUGCAGGAUUUGGAACUGUUGGUGCUGGACUUGUUUUAGAUAUAGUUCAACAUUGGGAAGUGUUUCAAAAAAUCUCAGAGGUAUUUAUUUUGGUACCUGCAUUACUUGGAUUAAAAGGAAAUUUAGAAAUGACUUUAGCCUCUCGUCUUUCUACCCAAGCAAAUUUGGGAAAUAUGGAUACUUUGAAAGAACAAUGGAAAAUGGCUAGUGGAAAUUUAGCAUUAAUUCAAUGCCAAGCAAUAGUAGUAGGGUUUUUGGCUUCAUUAUUUGCUAUGGUGAUGGGAUGGAUUCCAGAAGGAAAAUUUGACAUUAGUCAUGCCAUUCUGUUAUGUGCUAGUAGUGUAACAACCGCAUCACUUGCUAGUUUGAUUUUAGGAAUUGUAAUGAUAGCUGUAGUGAUAUUUUCUAGAAGAUGUCACAUUAAUCCUGAUAAUGUUGCUACACCAAUUGCAGCAUCUCUUGGGGAUCUAACUACUUUAUCUCUGUUAUCGGGUAUUAGUAGCCUCUUGUACAACAAAAUAGGACCAAGCCCAUUAUUAGCUCCAUCAAUUGUUAUUUUCUGUUUACUUUUAAUACCAGUUUGGUCUUUUAUUGCUUGUCAUAAUAAAUAUACUCAAGAAGUAUUAUAUUCAGGAUGGACACCUGUAAUUAGUGCAAUGGCUAUUUCUAGGUAUUUAUAUUACAUAAUUUAAUUGCAUAUUAUUUUAUUAUUUAGUAAUUUAAGCUAUUUUGAGAAAACCAUCAGUGGUGUUGGUGGUAACUUGGUAGCUGUACAAGCAAGCCGAAUUUCAACAUCACUCCAUCAGACAGCUAAAUUAGGUUCAUUACCACCUAAUGAUUCCAAAUUAUGCAUAAAUUUUUUUUCUGCAUUUUUUGGUAAAAGUAGUCAUUCAAGGACAGCAAGAGUAUUAUUAUUAAUGGUUAUCCCAGGACAUUUAAUUUUUACAUAUGGUAUCCGAUUUCUUAAAGCGGGUCAUACAUCAGUCACGCCAAUAUUUCUUGUAAUAUAUUUAUUUGCUGCAUUUCUACAGGUCUUGAUGCUGUUGUAUUUUGCUCAUUGCAUGGUAUAUUGGAUGUGGAGGCGUAAAGUAGAUCCAGAUAAUUCAGCAAUACCUUAUUUAACUGCUUUAGGUGAUUUAUUGGGUACAGCAUUACUGGCAUUGGCAUUUAUGUUUUUAUACAGUAUUAGUGACAAAGAUGCAGAUGUUGGAGAUUAAUUUUAUUAUGUUUUAACACUAUUUUUUUUAGUGAUAAAUUACUGUAUUUUCUUAAAAUUAAGAUUUUAUUUUUCAUUGAACCAUCUAGUUUUAGCAUUUUAUUUAAU